This is a messenger RNA of Vanessa tameamea, 2658 nucleotides long. RefSeq names its product paired box protein Pax-6-like. Bases 664 to 2097 code for a protein of 477 amino acids. Lineage: Eukaryota; Metazoa; Arthropoda; Insecta; Lepidoptera; Nymphalidae. The transcript is spliced from 10 exons. The record is from RefSeq and is a predicted model, not a curated record. Gene Ontology annotation, molecular function: DNA-binding transcription factor activity, RNA polymerase II-specific; RNA polymerase II cis-regulatory region sequence-specific DNA binding. Gene Ontology annotation, biological process: anatomical structure development; regulation of transcription by RNA polymerase II.
UACAAAAAAUACACUUUAAAAUAUCGAAACAAAUGAAACACGUCAUUACCAAAACCAACUCCUUAUUUUACGAAAUAAUUUUAUUACAAUAGAUAAAUUAAAACUGUCCAACUUCACCCCACCACUCGGGGAUAAAAGAGGAAUGGGCGGGGCAGAAAUUAAAACUGAAACACGGAUAAAAAGCUAGACGUCUCCCUCCCGCAAAUGAGCAGUCCAAAGUGCAGUAAGCGGCUUACAAUGGGAGUUGACACUCGAUGUUAUGGCUGUCUCUUUCUGUUUUUACUCCGUCAAAUAGAGCUAUCUCGUUAGCAGCCCUUCGUAGAUAUAAAGGUAUAAGCGGAGUACAGUCAGUUCCACGUGAGACUGUAUUUUGUAAUCAGUGAAGUGGCGCCUUUAUUCUGAAGCGCAGGCACAAUGUUCGCGCGUUUGACAAUUUGACAUUUAGUUUGGCGGGAACACCGUUUCAUGUUUUCAGAUACGCAAAGGCUUAAUCUUAUACGGUUCGGUAUUCUAUAAGUGAGCUCUUUUGAUAUAAUAGUUUUUAAGUGAUGUUAGAAGCCAGUUGAAGAUUGUUAUAGUUAUUGCAUUUGCAAUAACUUGGAUCCUAGUUUAUUUUAAAGCAAUAAUAAGGUCACCACCAUAGAAGAGUACGGGGUGUACACGAUGCUGCCGGCGCAGCAACUAGCGCCGAUAAGCCCGUGGCCACCCGACGCGAUGCUGGACCGCAUGGACGACUUGGCGCACAAAGGAGGCAGACCAUUGCCCGACUCCACGAGGCAGAAGAUCGUGGAGCUCGCACACUCGGGAGCAAGGCCCUGCGACAUUAGCCGUAUCCUGCAGGUCUCCAACGGCUGCGUGUCGAAGAUACUUGGCAGGUAUUAUGAAACGGGUUCGAUCCGACCUCGGGCAAUAGGCGGUUCGAAGCCACGAGUGGCCACAGCGGAGGUGGUGAGCAAGAUAGCCCAAUACAAGCGAGAGUGCCCGUCUAUCUUCGCGUGGGAGAUCAGAGACCGUCUUCUAAGCGAAGGAGUCUGCACUUCGGAUAACAUUCCAAGCGUCUCAUCAAUCAACCGAGUACUUCGCAACCUCGCGGCUCAGAAAGAAAAGUCAAACAAUCAGCAAACUAACGACUGUUCGACUCCUGUCUACGAACGGCUUCGGCUCCUAGGCACGCCAGGGUCGGCUCCGGCUUGGCCGAGAAGCCCCUGGCCUUCGCAGAUCGAUACCAGAACGCCGCCAUAUCAGCUACAUAGUUUGAGUCCUGGACCUCAGGCUAUGUGUAAUGGAACAGAGUUGCCUGUGUUAAAAAAAGGGGAAGAUCAAAUAGAAGGCUUAGAAGGCCUCCACUCAGAUGAGACGGGCUCUGGUGACAAUUCGAACGCGGGUUCCAGUGGAGCUGACGAAGACGCUGCCAGGCUGCGUCUGAAACGGAAGCUUCAGCGUAACCGCACUAGUUUCACCAACGAGCAGAUAGAUAGCCUUGAAAGAGAAUUUGAACGAACUCAUUAUCCGGAUGUGUUCGCGAGAGAACGACUGGCGGCUAAGAUAGGUCUACCGGAAGCCAGGAUACAGGUGUGGUUCUCGAAUCGACGCGCGAAGUGGCGUCGCGAGGAGAAGAUUCGCAGCCAACGUCGCAGCCCCGACUGCUUCACGAGCGCGCAGCCCGCCCACGCGCCGCUAGCUCACCCGCACGCGCACGCACACCCGCACGCGCACGCGCACGCCGCGCCCGCGCUCCCCGCGCCGCCCGCCCCGCACGCGCCGCACGCGCAGCACGCGCAGCACGCGCCGUACCAGUCGCCGCUCAACGUCGACACUUACAGUCCCCUCACUCCCAUGGGCUACAGCACAAGCGGUAUGGUGGGUGACACGCCUGUUUGCGAGAGUGGCGAGUCUGAUCUAUGCAAAAGCGGUUUCCUGGGUUAUCCUCGGUACGAGCUGCCAUACCGGCAGCCUAACCCAUACGUCAACCACAGCUACCAUCAUGAACCAUCAUCGCCUCCUCCAGAACUUGGCGGACUACUUGGUGCGGGCGUAUCUGUCCCAUUAGCUGUACCGGGACAGGACUCUCAGCAGUACUGGUCGCGCCUCCAGUGACCCUGGUGGAGCUAGGCACCUAACAUAAUACCCAAGGCACAUCAAACACACCUUAGACAAAAUUGAAACCCAAAAACUUUAUUUUUCUGGUGGUACUGAGACAGUGGUAUAUGUUCCCAUGUGUUUAAUAUUACAACAAAAGUAGUAUCGUAAAUAUUAUUAAUUAACUAAUUAAUACUUGACGUUAACUAUCUAAAUUAUAAAUUACAUGAACUAUUAUUAAAAAAACGCAAAAGAAAAUUUGGGAUUAAAUAAACAUUAUGAACAAUUGAAAAAUAUAUUUUAUUUAAAUAAUUUCAAAUUAAGAUAAACCUUAACCUAGAAGUCCAUUUAAAUACCUUAGCAAUCUUGGUAUUGUCAACAAUGAAGCACAAUAAAUAUCUCGCACAACCGACUUAAGUAUUUUAUGAAUAUUAUUUAUAUUUUAUUGUACGGAAUAGUAUAAAGAAUUAACAUAUCUACAAAAUCCACAAACAGGAAAAUGAGCACAAAAUAAGGCUCAAAUGUACUUUAUGUAAUUUUGUAAAUUAGACUAUUUCAUUCAAGGAAAAUAUAAAUGCA